Molecule: messenger RNA, 291 nt
Organism: Haemonchus placei
Lineage: Eukaryota; Metazoa; Nematoda; Chromadorea; Rhabditida; Trichostrongylidae
Source: the annotation of a GenBank genome assembly
AUGACAGGACGAAAGAGAAAUGGAGUGCGAUCUCCUCAAAUGGAAAAGGACGAAGAUUAUGAGGAGAAAAGGCGGAGAAAUAACGAAGCUGUGAACAGGACUCGUGAAAAGAAAAGACAAGAAGAAACAGAAACUGCUAAAAAGGUUGAGGAACUUCGAGUGGAAAAUGAAAAGCUCGAACGACAGGUUGAAUCCCUUCAAAAGGAGCUGUCAUUUCUAAAAGAAAUGUUUGUCGCCUAUGCUAAUGGAAGUAAAAAGCCUGGCGAUACACCAUCAUCGUCAUCAAGUUGA